CGACUACACCACUCCACAAAACCACAAUGCGCGUUUCGGCACCAGUUAACGGCGGCAUGCCUGGGGGCAAGACUUGGUCGGGUUGGUGGGGUGACAUGAAGGGCCCUAAGCAGAAGGGUAUCUACGCGUACACUGUCUCGCCUGUCGCCCAGAAGCCCAUGAAGGGCGCCCUCAACGGCUACCUCUUCUGGGGUGUCCGCCGCCUUGCCCAGCAGGUCCCCUACUUUGCUCCCCCCUUCCUCGUUGGCUACGCCGUCUACUCGUGGGGCAAGGACAAGUACGCCUACUACAACUCUAAGGAGGGCCACCACGCCCUCGCCCAGGCCGAGGGCCACUAA
Molecule: messenger RNA, 338 nt
Organism: Cutaneotrichosporon oleaginosum
Lineage: Eukaryota; Fungi; Basidiomycota; Tremellomycetes; Trichosporonales; Trichosporonaceae
Biological process (GO): mitochondrial electron transport, ubiquinol to cytochrome c
Source: RefSeq, a predicted model, not a curated record